Molecule: messenger RNA, 1095 nt
Organism: Orbilia oligospora ATCC 24927
Lineage: Eukaryota; Fungi; Ascomycota; Orbiliomycetes; Orbiliales; Orbiliaceae
Exons: 1
Coding region: 1-1095 (364 amino acids)
Biological process (GO): base-excision repair, AP site formation; DNA alkylation repair; base-excision repair
Cellular component (GO): protein-DNA complex; nucleus
Molecular function (GO): DNA-7-methylguanine glycosylase activity; DNA-3-methyladenine glycosylase activity; alkylated DNA binding
Source: RefSeq, a predicted model, not a curated record
AUGGUUUCUCGGAAUAAUAAUAAGAAAUCUACCGUGGAGGCGACUCGAGUAUCUGCUCGUAUAUCUAUGCGAUUGAAGUCCUCGAAGUCCGCGGCAUCGGUUAGUAAGGUUACAAAAGUGACUUCUAAAACUACCUCGAAAGCGAACGGGGUUACCAAGAAAACGACUACUCACACCACGGCUUCAACGGCUUCAAAGAAGGUCUCUACAAAAGCCAAAGCAUCUUCAAAAAGCAAGAAGAAUACCGGUUUAGUCACAGAAGAGGGGGAUGAAGGGGAUGACGGGGAAGGGGAUGAGACGGAAACACCAAAGCCACAAGUCCCUAAAUAUGACCCAUCACCGGUUGAACCCACCAUCUUGACCCUCUCCACCAUCACCACAGGAGAAGAGGAAGUACAUCCAGGAAUAACCCAUCUCCUGACUACAAAUCCCUCUUUAUCCACAAUCAUAACCCGUCACCCUUGUACCCUCUUCUCUGCCUCCGGUCUCCUCGAACCCGUAAACCCCUUUCAUUCUCUGUGCUCCGGCAUAAUCUCCCAGCAAGUUUCAUCCGCCGCUGCAGCAUCUAUAAAAUCUCGCUUCAUAGCUCUCUUCAACGCCACAAAUACAUUUCCUCCACCAUCCGAAAUCCUAACAAAGGAUAUAGAUACAUUGAGAACCGCCGGCCUCUCGCAACGAAAAGCAGAAUACAUCACUGGUCUCGCCGAGCUUUUCGUUUCAGGAGAUCUUACGAACGAGCUCCUACUGGAAUCACCGGAUGAUGUUGUUACCGAGAAGUUGAUAAAAGUCAGAGGAUUGGGGUUGUGGUCUAUUCAGAUGUUUCUUUUGUUCGCUUUGAAAAGAACUGAUGUCUUUGCGACGGGGGAUCUGGGUAUUCAACGUGGGAUGGCAAUUUUGGCAGGCAGAGAUGUUAACAAGUUGAAGUUUUCGAAACCGGGGAAAGCUGGGAAGUGGAAGUAUAUGGCCGAGGAUGAAAUGAUCAAGUUGGCCGAGGUGUAUAGUCCAUACCGGAGUUUGUUAAGUUGGUAUUUAUGGCGAUUGGCAGAUACAGAUGUUGAAGUGUUAAAGGGUGUGGAUAAGACUAAAGUAGAGUAG